Trichoplusia ni (cabbage looper) is the source of this 3011-nucleotide messenger RNA. RefSeq names its product protein Red (gene beag). The transcript is spliced from 11 exons. The record is from RefSeq and is a predicted model, not a curated record. Lineage: Eukaryota; Metazoa; Arthropoda; Insecta; Lepidoptera; Noctuidae. Gene Ontology annotation, cellular component: nucleus. Gene Ontology annotation, biological process: mRNA splicing, via spliceosome. The coding region runs from base 177 to 1676 and encodes 499 amino acids.
AGUCUGUGGUGAGAACUGUCAAAGUUUAUAAUCAAUGUUUGAUGUUUCAAAAAAAUCGUGUUGCAAUGAGUGAAAUGAGUUAAAAUUACUGAACUCUGCAUUUACAAUUAGUUAAUGUAAAAACUACAUUGUAAAAAAUACUUUUACAACUACACUUUUGAUUGAAACUCUUAAAAAUGGAUGACAACAACGUGGAACACACGCCCGCUUCUCAGAGGCUUACAAAUGAGGAUUUUAGGAAGUUGCUCAUGACCCCUAGGGCUACGCCCGGGGGCUCAGGCGGUGGCUCCCACCCCACAGGCUCCGUUCGCGAAGCCAUGGCCAAUUCUGGUUCCAUGCCACCACCAGCAGAGAACAAGGGUGAACUCCGAAGAAAAAAGAAAUCAUAUUACGCAGCUCUCAAAAAGCAAGAGGAUAAUAAACUAGCGGAACUGGCUGAGAAGUACAGAGAUAGGGCUAGAGAACGAAGGGAUGGCGUCAAUGAACUGGGACCUACGGACCCUACAAGCAAUACUAGCAGUGCAUACAGAGCAGUAGCACCAGAUUUGAAGUCAGGAAUGGAUGCCAAAGAAAGAAGGAGACAGCUUAUUCAGGAAUCCAAGUAUCUUGGUGGUGACAUGGAGCACACCCAUUUGGUGAAAGGUCUUGACUAUGCUUUACUACAAAAGGUCCGCUCUGAGAUCCAGACUCGCGAGCUGGAGCAGGAGGCCGAGAUGGAGCGCCUCGUCGCGCUCCCUGUCGAGCCAGUCAAGGAGAAGAAGGAAGUACCCGUUGAAGAAGAAAUGCAAUUCGAGACAGCUAUGGCGAAGAAUAUAUACAACUUAGUACAGGAACAAAGGACAAAAAAGGUGUCUCGUAACGAGAUGUUCGGUCCCGGCCGCAUGGCCUACGUGGUGGAGUUGGACGAGGAGGGCGCCAUCGACAGCGACAUCCCGACGACGCUGACGCGCUCCAAGGCGGACGUGCCCGAGCCCGACCGCAGGACCGCCGCCUCCAGCGCCAACGACGUGGUCUUGGAUAAGCUGGCGCAGAUAUUCUCCUAUCUGCGACACGGACGGCAUAGGAAGCUCAAGAAGACUAAGGCGGGGGAGAAGCCAUCAGAGAAGGGUCGCGCGGACGACUCCAUCUACGGCGACAUCGGGGAGUACUCCGCCGGGGAGCGGCGCGCGCGCCGGGACGAGCGCCCGCGACCCGCCGGCUACUUCGGGGCCUCCGCCGACAGCAAGGACGACGAGCUCCCGGCGCCAGGCCCCUUGGCCGCGGCGGGCCCGGGGUCGGCCCGCUCGGCCCUGCUGCUGUCGCGCCUGGCCGCCGAGCCGCAGGGCUACGCCGAGUGCUACCCGGGGCUGCGGGAGAUGGACGACGCCAUCGACGACUCCGACGACGAGGUCGACUACACCAAGAUGGAUGCCGGCAACAAGAAGGGGCCCAUCGGUCGUUGGGACUUCGACACUCAGGAAGAAUACUCGGCGUACAUGAGCAGCAAGGAGGCGCUGCCAAAGGCCGCCUUCCAGUACGGAGUCAAGACACAAGACGGCCGCAAGACAAGGAAGACAAAAGACAAGAGCGAGAAGGCAGAGCUCGACAGGGAGUGGCAACAGAUUCAAAAUAUCAUUCAGAAGCGCAAAGCGCCCCAAGCGGCGGAUGAGCCGAACUUCAAGUCAGCGAAAUACUAGCAUACGGUUGUCUUCCACUCACCGCCAGAGGGCGACAGCUGAUACUAGCUGACCCGAGUCUCAGACCUAUGGACUAUAGUUUUCUAGCAAAUGCCUGAAUUAAGUGAACAGUUCCAAAAUAUAGACAUUUAUCGCCCUUUUCUGUAAUGAUUGAUAAAUCCUCAGUAAAUAUUUAUCCUUUUCUGACGUUCGGUGUUUACUAGACAAAGGGCUUGGAAUGAGUUUCUGUUAGUAAGCGGUUGUUUAAAAGUAAAUACGGACGGCGAAGUGCGAGAGAGACAAAGUGAAUGUGCGGCUAGUAGUUGUCUCUUUCUAGAGUUCUGUAUCCACCUCAUUGCCUCAGGUAUUGGCCGCAUCAUCGCUCUAUUUCUACAGAGAAGUCACUUUUUGGGGCUGAGGCUCAGUCUCAUCUAUGUCUAUGUUUAAGGCUUAUUUAACCCUAAGCUGCUGUCGGUAAAGGUGAAUAUCGCGUGGGCUUGCUCAAAUAUUGUUGAAUACCGGGUGGUAUUCUAACCAUGAAGAUAGUGCAAUCGUAUUUUGACUGCACAGAUAGCUUAGUGGUUGUCCUGAGUCUGGGUGUCUUUGUGCAUGUGACUUGAAAGUACCUGCAGGUAUAGUUAGGUCAACGAGGCGAGAUAAAGAAUGCAAAUUAGCCCUUAGUAUAGUAACUACUAUAUGGCUUUUUAAAAUGAAUAAGUAAUGAAAUAAUAUUGAACACAAACGUGUAAUUUUCUACGUCAUUAUUAUGCAAUAAGUCACUUUAGUUUACCUUUUAAGGUACUGUUGUUUGUAAAUGAACAUAAACGCAAUACCUCCAUACGUUCUGAAGUUGCUUAAGAUGUCAAUUGUAGUUUGAAAACGCCUUUGAAUUUAUAAGCUGAAUUAGUAUAUCAAUGUCCGUGUGAAAAACCCGAUUACUAAUGAAUUAAAGGAAAACACCCCCGACAGUAAAAACAUUCACCCCCCUCAAAAUCGCUCAAUCCGUUCAGGAGCUAUUAUGCCACAAACAGUCAGACAAAUAUAUAGAAACUUCAACUUUUUGCGUCGGGGUUUAAAAAUGAUCUAUAGGUGUAGGCAGCAUUAAAGUCAUUUGCCUUAAUUUGUCAAGACAGGGGUAGAAGCUGGCAAAUGUGAAAACUGAAUAACAGUCUUCCUAGUUUUGUACCUAGGUAAAAUAACCCUUUUGCGAUUAGCCUCCAUUUUGUACACAUAAGUAUUUUAUAUUUGUAAGGAGCAAUGGAUAUAGGUGUCAUCCUAUGUAGAAAUAGGCAAAUCUAUGGACUAUUGACUGGAUUGUAAAUAUGUAACAAUGAUAAAUAUACAGUGUUGAUUUCA